UUUUAAUGUUAAAAGUGGUAAAUAUUCCCCGUUUUUAAGGGAAUUUGCGUGCGUUUGAGGGAAUGAACGGACGCUAUGUUUUAAAUGUUACGCAAAGUUUUGUUUUGAAGUUUGAAUUAAAGGGACGAAAGAAGUAAACAAAGAGACGAAUGACUUAACGAUUUGUAAAUAAAUAUAACAAAGUUUUGGACUAUAUUUCGGUCGUAAAGCAAAUCAUUGUUAAGAAAUAUUCAUUCAUUUUGUGAUAAUAUUUGCAAAAAUCGUGGAAAUUGUGGACAAAAUAAUAGACAAUCCGAUUGUCAUAUGAAUGCGAGGGAAGCGAUGGCAACGAAGACCGACCACUGGACGAGUCCUACUCUUGUGAUCCGUUCAUUUGGUCCAAAGUUGGUGCCGUUCUUCAAGACUGUGGCCAUAUAUCUGGUUUUGGCCGAUCGGGAGAGUCCCUCGUGGCUCACGUGUCUACUCAAGUGUUUGCCCAUUAUAUGGCUGUCCAUAUUUGUUGUCCUUCACGGCAUCAGUUUCGGUGAUAAACACGUCUACUCUCGAAGAAUACUAAUUGGUUUAGUGCUGUCGUGUAUCGGAGACGCUCUACUCGUUUGGCCAAAAUGUUUCUUAUGGGGAAUGUUAUCGUUUGCUCUCGCUCACAUCUCAUACAUCACUGCAUUUGGUUUUCAUCCAAUCAAUGGUAGCGCCGGUACUCUCUGUGCUCUAUUGGGAGCAGUGGUUCACUACAUAAUGUAUCCCAAUCUCAAAGGAACAAUGAGUUUAGCGGUUCCCAUAUAUAAUGUGCUUCUGUUGGUAAUGGUGUGGAGAGCGGUGUCAAGAGUGCAACUCUUUGAGGAUCUGUGGACGUGGACUAAACUGUGCUCGUGUUUCGGGGGAAUACUGUUUGCCAUUUCGGACACAGCGCUCGGCCUCCGAGAGUUUGGUCUCAUCGCACAUCUGGUGUCGAGCCGUCACUGCCAGCUGUUGGUUAUGAUCACCUAUUAUGCCGCACAGUUUGGCAUCGCGUUGUCCGUUGUGGACACCAAUGGGCUCAACGGUUCCCAAAGUGACAAACGAAGAAUGACGGCCACAUCGGAAGUGGACGGGGGUUCGGCGGAGAUUGAAGCGUUGAAUCAACUCUUACAAGACAUCUAUCAAAUGGUUGAGAAAGUGCGAGCGUUGCAACAUUUCUGGCAACGAUUAUUCGGUUCCGAUUUGGAUCCCGAUUCUUAUAUUUUUGAAUCACUGUCUCCAUAUGAAUAG
Messenger RNA from Medioppia subpectinata, 1248 nucleotides. Lineage: Eukaryota; Metazoa; Arthropoda; Arachnida; Sarcoptiformes; Oppiidae. The record is from the annotation of a GenBank genome assembly.